AUGAGGUCGCCAUGCAGCUACUGCAGAUCCUGGAGCCCAAACUGUUCCGUUACGCCCAUAAACUGGAGAUCCAGCGUACCGAUGGGGUCUUGUCUCCAGCCUCCCCUCUCCCUCACCUGUACUCAGUGUCCUACUAUCAGCUCAGUGAAGAACUGGCACGGACCUACCCUGAACUCACCCUUCCCAUCUUCUCAGGUACAUACACAAACCUGUACCUCCGUGAAGUUGGCACCCCAUAAAAAUAAAUUAUCACCAAAA
Molecule: messenger RNA, 258 nt
Organism: Sinocyclocheilus anshuiensis
Lineage: Eukaryota; Metazoa; Chordata; Actinopteri; Cypriniformes; Cyprinidae
Product: protein furry homolog-like
Exons: 2
Coding region: 12-239 (75 amino acids)
Biological process (GO): cell morphogenesis; neuron projection development
Cellular component (GO): site of polarized growth; cell cortex
Source: RefSeq, a predicted model, not a curated record